Sorghum bicolor (sorghum) is the source of this 2087-nucleotide messenger RNA. RefSeq names its product F-box/kelch-repeat protein At5g26960. The transcript has a single exon. Gene Ontology annotation, molecular function: protein binding. Lineage: Eukaryota; Viridiplantae; Streptophyta; Magnoliopsida; Poales; Poaceae. The record is from RefSeq and is a predicted model, not a curated record. The coding region runs from base 625 to 1902 and encodes 425 amino acids.
CGAGGGCUUCCAGCCUCGCCGUCCAACGGCCACGAUGCAGCACAAACACAAAAGCGUGCCGCUGCGUGCGCUCGGCUGGCCAUCGAUUCGCGCCGCGGCCGGCCGCCGCCUCCACCUCGCGCUCGCGCUCGCAGACCGCGGCCGCCGCCGCAGCGUUUGAUGUCAGCGAGGCUCGUGCCCCGCGUCACCCCGCUCCUCCCGCACCGCCCGAGACCGAGCCCGGCCAUCGCCCCCUCCCUCGCGGCGUCGCUCGCGCGCGUGCUCCACCGACCCGACCUGGUCCCGCUCCCUCGCGGCGCUCCUCCCUGCCCCGCUCCCCGACGCGCGCCUCGCCGCCGCCGUCUCCGCGCUCGGGGACGCCGACCCGGACCUCGCCCACUCGGCGCUGCUCCGCCUCCUCGCCCGCGCCCGCCGCUUCGACGGCGCCCAAUCAUCAGUCAACCCCCCAGCGAAUCAAUGGAGAUCCAAACAAAACCGCACGCAAACAAACACAGAGCAAGCCCACGCCCGCCCGUGCCCAGUGGCUUUCCCCAAAACGCCAACGCACGGGAUGCAGUGACUGAGGUCUGAGGUGAGACUCCAGCUGCGGCUGCGCUCUCUCCCCGAUCUGGCGGCUAGCCAGCCAUGGCCGCCGAGAGCUGCCACCCGCGCGGCCUCUCGUGGUUCGCCAGGUCCUGCAUCCCCGCCGACCCCGCCCGCCACACCGCCGUCCCGGUCCCCAUCCCCGUCCCUGUCUCGGUCCCCGACGCCGAGGACCCCGACCCCGAGGCGGAGCCCCCCAUCGCCGCGCUCCCCGACGAGCUCCUCCUCGAGAUCCUCGCCCGCGUGCCCCGCGCCUCGCUCCCGUCGCUCCCCGCCGUGUGCCGCCGCUUCGCCUCCCUCCUCGCGUCCCAGGCAUUCCUCCACCUCCGCCGCGCGCGCGGCCGCCUCCGCCCCUGCCUCCUCGCCGUCUCCUCCUCCUCCUCCUCCUCUUCCGCCCGCGCGCUGCUCCUCCACCUCCACCACGCCUCCGCUUCCUCCUCCUCGCUCGACGUCGCCGCGCUGCCCCUGCCACUGCCGCUCCUCCUGCCCCCGCACGCGCGCGCCGUCGCGGUGGGGCGGCACGUGUACCUGGUCGGCCGGGGCGCCACGCUGCGGGUGGACCCGCUGACGGGCGCGGCGAGAGCGUGCGCGCCCACGCUGUUCCCGCGGAGCAAGUUCGCGGCGGCCGCCGUGGGCGCGCGGAUCUACGUCGCGGGCGGGUCCGCGCGCACCGCCGCGGUGGAGGAGUACGACCCGUCCGCCGACGCGUGGCGCGUCGUCGCGGAGGCACCGCGCCGGAGGUACGGCUGCGCGGGUGCCGGCGCCGGCGGCGUGUUCUACGUCGCCGGAGGUGUCGCCGUGGGGGCAGGAGGAGGAGGAGGAGGAGGGACGGCGGCGGUGGUGGAGGCGCACGCGUGCGCCGGGUCGGUGGACGCGCUGCACGUGGCGUCGGGCGCCUGGGCGUGGGCGCGCCCGCGGGCUGUGCCCGGCGGCGGCUGCGUCGUGGGUGCGUGCGGCGCCGGGGACGGACACCUCUACGUGGUGGCCAGCCACGCCGUGGACCUCUCCUUCUGGCGGUGGCACGGCGGCGGCGGCAGGGGUGGCGGCGGGUGGGUGGCGCUCGAGGCGCCGCCCGUGCCCCGGGGCGCCGUGGGGCUGGGCGUGGCGGUGCGCGUGGCGAUGGCCGGCGUGGGCGCCGACCGCGUGGCGGCGGUCGUCAACGUGGCCGCCGUGAGGGGCCACGCCGCGGCUGCUGCGGCCUCGGGCGGCGCUGUGGAAGGGCUGGUGCUGGUGUACGACAUCGGCGGUGGCAGGUGGAGCCGCGCGUCCGAUCUGCCGCCCGGUUUCCGGCGCGCCGCGUGCACCGCCGUCGAGUGCUGACACCGGCACCGUUGGUUGGCGUGUCCAAGAAGAGUUGACUGGCAUUGUAAGGUCUCUUUUUUUUUCAUUGGAUUGAUGAGAUGUGAAGCAACGUCGUCGUCAUCGUGGGGAUUGCUGUUGGGAAAUCGAUCGCUGCCCAGUGGAUUUUCUUGUUGCUGUUCUUGACCCCCGGAUAGGUUGUUUCA